This is a messenger RNA of Eruca vesicaria subsp. sativa (arugula), 288 nucleotides long. NCBI's taxonomy places the organism in Eukaryota, Viridiplantae, Streptophyta, Magnoliopsida, Brassicales, Brassicaceae. The record is from the annotation of a GenBank genome assembly.
GAAAUAAGUGAGAUUCCAUCGCUAAGUGAGAAGUGGAAAAUUCAUGGAAAAUUACAAUCCCCACCGCGUAAUAGUGCACCGACACGUCUUCAUCGACGUUGCUUUUUGACCAGAAGACCGAGAGCUAACUAUCGAGACUUUGGACGAUCUGGACACAUCCUUCAGGAAAUGGUUCAGACAUGUUUGUUGCCAGGGGCAACAAGAUCAAGCUGUAACAACAAAGAAUGCGCUAAACUAUUAGCAGGAGUAGAAACGGCAGCGGUUAAAAAAUUGCAACCUUCUAAAUAG